This is a messenger RNA of Eremothecium cymbalariae DBVPG#7215, 1863 nucleotides long. RefSeq lists its product as uncharacterized. The coding region runs from base 1 to 1863 and encodes 620 amino acids. The transcript has a single exon. The record is from RefSeq and is a predicted model, not a curated record. NCBI's taxonomy places the organism in Eukaryota, Fungi, Ascomycota, Saccharomycetes, Saccharomycetales, Saccharomycetaceae. Gene Ontology annotation, molecular function: phosphoprotein phosphatase activity.
AUGAGUCCGGAAUAUCACGAGAUUGAAUACUGUGUUGUUAAGAACCCACAUGAAGACACCAGUCCUUUAAAGUCUAAUGAGGAGUUUCUGUAUAUAAAACAUAGUUUGCAUCAUAGAUCCAAUGGUAUUGCAGCAAUCCUAUCGAAACCGAAGUCGCUUCAGUUUUCAACUCUUGGAGAACAAGUGAAGAAUCAGGGUACUUACUUAUUGCCGAUGCAUAAGCUAGUUUUGUUAUUACACGGACAUCAAUCCCACAAAAACUCGAACUACCAAGGAGCUCUUGCUGAUAAGCUUUCGGAGAAUGGUUAUUAUGUUAUGAGGAUUGAUUUUCGUGGCUUGGGUGAUUCGGAGGAGAGUGCAGAUCCGGAGCUAGGUCGUACUGUAGAGCAAGAUGUUAACGAUGUGCAUUCGGUCUUCCAGUUUACGACCAGUGAUGCUUGCAAACAAUUAAUUGGGUACAAACUUACGUUGGAUACAAUUGUAGCGCACUCUCGUGGAGUUGUGGCGAUGUUUCAAUUCGCAAGACGCUAUCAUGUACCCAAUUUGGUAAAUUGUUGUGGGAGAUACGACUCCAGUGGCUUACUUAUCAGAACUGCCAAGCAGAAUCCAGGUUGGGACCAAGACAAAGGGUACUACUGUAGGGCACUAAGAAAGGGUUCUUGGCAGAAAUUAUGGAUUCCACAAACGGAGACAAUGAGUGCAGGCACUAUUGACACAUCCAAAUUUGCUCAGAUUGAUAAAAAAUCGUGGGUUAUGUCUGUGUACUGCUCAGCUGAUGCUGUUAUUCCAGCCAGUGCUGCCAGUGACUAUGCAAACUUGUUCCAUGGGAGACACACAUUAGAGAUUAUCCCAUAUGCAGACCAUAACUUUUAUGGCGCUCCUGGGGAUUUAAAUACCCUUGGGUUGCCACUUAAACGUGGGAGAAUUAGUUAUCACACAGUUCUGGUUGAUAAAAUAGCGGCACACUUGGGUAACGUUCAGCAAGCGCAAAGGUUCUAUGAACUUCACCUGGAAAUAGAAGCACCCAAAGAAAUACCCCAUAUAAUUCAACGGUGGCCGUUGCCUUAUAUCUCCUCUGGGAUUUCUAAUUUUCGUGAUAUCGGUGGCUAUCUGACUACCUCUGGGUUUCGAGUCAAGCACGGCCUAAUUUACCGAAGUUCUAAUCCAUCAGGCGCGGCCGCCGCUGUUAUAGAUUACAUGGUUUCGAAUUUGCACAUUGGCAAGGUAUACUACUUAUGUUCCGCCAUAGGCCCCCAAGAUCCCAGGAUAAUCAAUGGCAUUGAUACGGAAACGCUAUACCUAAAAGGAGAACAUAAUAUGCCGCCUGAACAAUCAUUUGACCAUUACCAAUCGUUGUUCAUUUCCCCAUACUUUCACCAUAAAGCAUACAAACACAUUCUCCAAGGCAUUGACGGUAUCCAGUCCUUUUUUAGAAGUUUGAUUAAUCACAAAUUGUGUUGCAGAAACGCCGUCCUGAUAUGUUGCUCCACUGGAAAGGAUACUACUGGUGUCUUGACAAUGCUUAUAUUAGGCAUUCUCGGUGUCGAUCCAGACACCAUCGCACGGGAAUUCGAGCUCUCAACGUUCGGAAUUCCAAAAGAUGACCUUCUUCUCGAACGCAUCCGUUCUUACACCUCGAACUUUUUAGAAUUACUAGGCCCCAAUGGCCCGAUAAUAGCAAAAGAAUUCAACCUGACCCCAUCCUCAACCAUUAUUCACCUUUUAUCUUCACCCUACGAAACUAUGAGACUUUUCAUCGAUAUCUUCCUAGAAGAACACAACUCAUUUGAAAAUUACUUCACAAAGACACUCAAAUUCUCCCCCAAUAAUAUCAAUACACUCAGAAACCAGCUCCUAGAAUAA